This is a messenger RNA of Gossypium raimondii (Peruvian cotton), 1395 nucleotides long. Its product is annotated as F-box/LRR-repeat protein At4g14103-like. Gene Ontology annotation, molecular function: protein binding. The record is from RefSeq and is a predicted model, not a curated record. The transcript has 4 exons. Lineage: Eukaryota; Viridiplantae; Streptophyta; Magnoliopsida; Malvales; Malvaceae. Bases 1 to 1395 code for a protein of 464 amino acids.
AUGUGUGUCGAAGACAGGAUCAGUAGUUUUCCGGAUCCUAUUCUUUGUCAUAUUUUGUCAUUCCUUCCCAUUAAAGAAGCAGUUCGAACCUCUAUUAUUUCAACCAAGUGGAGAUACCUCUUUGCUUCAAUUUCUACCAUUAAAUUUGAUGGUUAUUCAAUGAGUGGUUUGACUGACAGAAAUAUUGACAACUUCAAGAACUUUGUUGAUAGGUUAUUGAAAUCCCCCGAUCAGGUAAGAUUAGAUUGCUUUAGGCUAAGUCAUGAGAUUUGUUCAUGGAAUGAUGGAGAUCAUGAUUUUGAUAUCUCUGGUUGGAUAUGUGCUGCAUUGUGCCGUGGUGUUAAGGAAAUUGAUUUGCAGUUAAGUUAUCUUGAGGAUAUUUUACCAGCUGUUUUAUUCACUUGCGGCUCACUGGUGACACUGAAAUUGGAUGCAGUAGGUCAUAAGUUUAAGUUCCCAUCUGACGUUUGUUUAGGGAAUCUGAAGACUUUGCACUUUAGAGACUCAUUUUUCGGUGAUUAUUCCAUUCUUAGGUUAAUUUCCAAUUGCCAUGUCUUAGAAGAUUUGGCUUUUAUUGAAUGUGAUUUUUAUAAUACAAGUGUGAUCAAUAUCCAAACUCCUUCGCUUAAGAGAUUUAUUUUAGAUUUUGAUCUCGGAGAAUUUGGAGAUUUAAAGUAUGUGGUGGUGAUUAAUGCUCCAAAUCUUAUUUAUUUUCAAUGUACUGACGCUGUAGCUCAAGGUUAUACUUUGAGUACCAUGAAGUCUCUAGAAAAAGCCCAUAUUAGCAUCUGCGACUGUGAUACCAUUGAUUCUCAAACAAUUGCAACUCAUCUUAUUCAAGUUUGCAAUGUACGGUCUCUACGUUUAACCAUUAAUGAGAUUUUCCGAACAAGUAAACUUCCUAUAUUUCACAACCUUAUUGAAUUCGAAUUUCUUGGUCGUGGUUUUAAUGGGAGAGAAAUUUGGCUCGUGGAGUUUCUACAUCGUAUGCCUAAUCUAAAGACACUUACCCUCAAUUUUCCGGUUGUUGCGGGAACACAAUGGAAGGCUUUAGAAGUUCCUUCUUGUUUGUCAUUUCACCUUAAGGAGAUUGAAAUUUCACGCUUCAACACACACAUGAUUGACAUGGUUAGUUAUUUCUUGGAUAAUGCAAUAAUUCUGGAAAAGCUUAUAAUAAUAGAGUUGCGAAAGCAUUUUGUGAUGGAUUCAAAUAAUGGAUCACCUGCAACGACGAGUGUUAGCAUUGAGGAGAGCUUCAAGUUUAAUGGGAAGGGGACACCUUUGGUUCUACUUCUGGUUGUCAUGCUUGGGUUGAUCAUAUAUGCAACUGUGUAUAAAUGUAAGAGAGGCUGUGCAGAUCUCAAAGUCGAAGCUGAAGUUGAGCUUGGAGAAUGA